GACGUGCGUAUUUGCGACGGAGUUGAGCGAAGUCAACUAGUCAAGUCGAAUCGAGUCGAGCGUGUCGUGGAGUACUGUGGUCCCUUUUUCCCCAGUUGUUGCUCACGGAUUUUUUGGACAGCCUUUCCACGCCCGUGCGUGUACGUGUGAGAUCGAUUUAGGUCUACGCCAAGGGCCGAGGACGAUUCAUGAACGCGGCGACGAUAACGCCGGAUUCGCCGCUGCAAUCUCGAUAUAACGACAUUUCCGGAAGGCGAAUCAACGUCCGCUCGCGGAAUUUUUGGCACUGACGGCACGUCGUUCAAAAGAACCUAUCUUCUGUAAUAAUCUAUAUUUAAACAUGUCAGAAGAACAUCAGUUGCCUUCUGAUUCAGAUGAAGAUGAUGAAGAUUAUGUUCCUGAUGGUGCUGACAGUGAUCCAGUAUCUGAAGUAGAAUCUGAAGGUGAUAUUGAGAGUGGUCCAGAAGAUGAAAACGAUGAAAACAAAAGAGAAACCAGAAAGAAAGAGAAAGAAAGUAAAGAGGAAGAAGAAUGUAAAGAGAAAAAAGAACUCACUGAAGAAGAAGAAAAAAAGAGAGCAGAUUCUCUUUGGGCUGAUUUUAUGAAGGAUACAGCUGUUGUAUCAAAGUCCAAGCCACAGAAUUCAAUCAGUAGAUCGAAUGACAAAUCAGCACCGAUCCAGAAGCCGAAAGUCCAAGAAAAAGUUAAGAUAACUAAGGUUUUUGAAUUUGCGGGUGAAGAAGUAAAGGUCGAGAAGGAAGUAUCUGUUGAUUCAGCAGAGGCCCGAUUAUCUCUUUCAACGGCCGAAAAUUCCACCACGAAGCCAUCAGAAUCCACAUCUCCCGCGAUCAAAGAACGCGGACGAGGUGGUAUCAGGCGCGUCGGAUUAGGCGGCAUCUCUUCGGUUCUAGGACAAAUUGGAAAAAAGGCUAAAAUUAGUACAUUAGAAAAGUCUAAAUUAGAUUGGGACAACUUUAAGAAACAAGAAAACAUUGAGGAAGAACUUAAUACUCAUAACAAAGGCAAGGAUGGAUAUUUAGAACGGCAAGAUUUUCUGCAAAGAGCAGAUCUACGGCAAUUUGAAAUCGAAAAACAAUUACGAAAUACUAGUAGACGUAGUACGCGGUAAAUUUGCAUUUCCUCGUUUAUAUAUCUCUUCGAGAUGAGACAUGGAGAUAAUAAUAUCAUGGUAGAAGAUAUUUACUCGCCAAUUUGCCAAACUCGAACGCUUAUUGCACACGUUUAGCCUAAUUCAUUCGAGUUUUGCGCUUUUGAGUAAUGUGAGUAAAAGGAGCGUUGCCUCGUUUGACUCGAUAACGUGCUGACUAUGAUAGCGAUCGGUGUUUUUUUUUUAGGGACCGAUCAUUCCAGUGUUUUGAGACUCAUUUCUCAUGCGUACGUAAUAUACAUAAUAGCUUAAUUUACUCUCAGCGAGCCUUCGUCUCGGCCUGAUAAUUGCACAGAACUUCGCAUCGAAGCAAAUUGUUUGAAGCUUUUGACGCUUCUUGAAAAGAUUGUGCCCAUGUAGAAUAUAUCCAUAAAAUAUUUUUUUAUUUCAUUUCACUAGAACGCGAUACGUUUGCGUGUAUGAAUAUACGCGACAUUCUAAUAAUAAUGAUUAGUCGAACGUUACGAGUGAGUAUGAAGGAAUAUAUGUUUUAGGUAAUAUAACAAAAUGAUAACAUAAUGACAUUAAUUGACCUCAUUCAUGACCACUGCCUUUGGCAAUUGUAUGUGGAAUAUUUAUAAAUGGACCUCUCAUAAUAGAUAGUACAUAGAUUAUGUUGAAACAGUUGUGGCGAAUUUUGUAUAUCAUCUUUGUCUCAAAUUGUUAUAUAGGAAGAUAGUUCAACACAUAUAAAACACAGACAUUGUUACUUUUGUGUAAUGUAUAUUAGACAACAAUAGGUUUAUCCUUUUUCCAUAUCUCAGGAUUAAACUUCUUAUAUGUUCAUUUUUCUUUUUCUUUUCAGAAAAAAAAAUAAAAGAUGUGAUGAAUUAUGCAAGAAGUGCAAUGAAGUUUUGAGGUAUAGAAAAAGAACAAGCCUAAUAUAUUGAAACAUAACAUAUACAUAUACUCAAUACCCAAUUAACAAUUCUCGAUUCAGCUCAGGUUAUUUCCUCGAAUUUACAUUUUAAUGUAUUCGCGAAAUACAUUUUAAUGUAAUUCCAUACAAGGACUGCUUUGUGAAUUCUUUUGAGAAUUCUUUAAUAAUAUUGUCGAAUAAAUUGUCGAAAGGAGAAA
Molecule: messenger RNA, 2245 nt
Organism: Acromyrmex echinatior (Panamanian leafcutter ant)
Lineage: Eukaryota; Metazoa; Arthropoda; Insecta; Hymenoptera; Formicidae
Gene: Yeti
Product: yeti
Cellular component (GO): Swr1 complex
Source: RefSeq, a predicted model, not a curated record